Huiozyma naganishii CBS 8797 is the source of this 3051-nucleotide messenger RNA. It is a transcript of the gene MCM6, whose product is annotated as MCM DNA helicase complex subunit MCM6. Gene Ontology annotation, biological process: mitotic DNA replication; DNA replication initiation; double-strand break repair via break-induced replication. The record is from RefSeq and is a predicted model, not a curated record. Bases 1 to 3051 code for a protein of 1016 amino acids. Lineage: Eukaryota; Fungi; Ascomycota; Saccharomycetes; Saccharomycetales; Saccharomycetaceae. The transcript has a single exon. Gene Ontology annotation, molecular function: single-stranded 3'-5' DNA helicase activity; ATP binding; single-stranded DNA binding. Gene Ontology annotation, cellular component: MCM complex; nucleus.
AUGUCGUCGCCAUUCCCAAAUGCGGCACCGUCUGGUGGUAGACCUUCCAAUUCGUCGCCACCACGUUCAUCCUUGGGUGCUGGCGGGUUUGGUAGCAGUUCUGGUUAUGAGAAUGAUUCCCAUAUUGGUUCUAGAACCCAAUUCCCAAGCUCUUCCCAACCCCAAGGUUAUGGUGUGCCACCGCAGUUUAGUUCUCAAAGUGUGGCCAACGAGGAUACCCUGGGCUCCUCCAAUCCAGAGGAGGAUCUUCCAAUGCAGGGCUUAAGAAGAAGAACAGUCAAUCACGUCAAAAAAGUGGACGAUGUCACUGGUGAGAAGGUUCGUGAGGCAUUUGAACAAUUUCUUGAGGAAUUUGCUAUAACAAAUGAUGAGACUGGUGAACUCGAAUCAGUUUAUAAGGCUCAGAUUGAGUUUAUGAAUGCCUACGAUCUCAGUACUAUCUAUGUCGAUUACAAGCAUGUUUCAAUCAGGGAAAACGGUGCGUUGGCGAUGGCUAUAUCGGAGCAGUAUUACCGGUUUCUACCAUUUCUAGUCAAGGGUCUGAGAAGGGUUGUUAGAAAGUACGCCCCGGAACUACUUUUAACAAGUGAUUCUGUUAAUAGAGAAGCGACAGACGAAAACGAAGAAAAAGAUGAGGAUACGAACGGUGCCAUUCCAAGUUCUCUACCAACCAACACGAAGCGGUCUGGCUUAUCCACUCACACAACCAAGUCCACUACGACUACGACAUCCCCAGAUCAAACUGAACGAGUAUUUCAAAUUAGUUUUUUCAAUCUACCCACUGUCCACCGCAUUCGUGAUGUUAAAUCAGACAAGAUUGGAUCUUUGCUAACAAUAUCGGGGACAGUAACUAGAACUUCCGAGGUACGACCAGAACUAUACAAGGCGAGUUUCACUUGUGACAUGUGCCGUGCUAUUGUCGACAACGUCGAACAGUCAUUUAAAUACACGGAACCUACGUUCUGUCCCAACCCGUCUUGUGAAAACAGGGCAUUUUGGACUCUAAAUGUGGCAAGAUCAAAGUUUCUUGAUUGGCAAAAAGUGAGAAUUCAGGAAAAUGCGAACGAGAUUCCUAACGGGUCAAUGCCCCGUACGCUGGAUGUAAUUUUGAGAGGAGACUGUGUGGAGAGAGCGAAACCAGGUGAUAGAUGUAGGUUCACGGGUACCGAUAUCGUUGUUCCUGAUGUUACCCAGCUAGGUUUACCUGGUGUAAAACCGAGCUCCACGAUGGAUUCGAGAAGCAUAGCCCGCUCUUCUGAAGGUUUAAAUAGUGGGGUCACCGGUUUGCGCUCUUUAGGUGUUCGUGACUUGACCUAUAAAAUGAGCUUUUUAGCGUGUCAUGUCAUUAGCGUGGGAUCGAACAUUAACGAUAAUACAUCACAAACUAAUGAACAAGAUACUGAAACAGAAGUUCAAAUUGCUGCUAACAUGCACGGCAAUAAUGUUUACCAAGACUACGAAAAGGACCAAGAACUUUUUUUAAACAGCUUAAACUCCAAAGAAAUUAAUGAGUUGAAAGAGAUGGUUAAAGACGAGCACAUAUAUGACAAACUGGUGAGAUCCAUCGCUCCUGCUGUCUGGGGCCAUGAAUCCGUCAAGAAAGGUAUAUUGUUGCAAAUGUUGGGAGGUGUCCAUAAGACAACUGUCGAAGGGAUCCAACUGAGAGGUGACAUCAAUAUUUGUGUUGUUGGUGACCCCUCCACAUCGAAAUCCCAAUUUUUGAAGUAUGUUUGUGCAUUCGCACCAAGAUCAGUAUACACUUCUGGUAAAGCUUCUUCUGCAGCUGGUUUAACAGCAGCUGUUGUCAGAGACGAGGAAGGUGGAGACUAUACCAUUGAAGCAGGUGCUUUGAUGCUGGCUGAUAACGGGAUCUGUUGUAUUGAUGAGUUUGACAAGAUGGAUAUUUCAGACCAAGUUGCGAUUCACGAAGCUAUGGAACAGCAGACUAUCUCCAUUGCAAAAGCAGGUAUUCAUGCUACUCUUAAUGCAAGAACAUCUAUUUUAGCUGCUGCUAAUCCAAUUGGGGGUAGAUAUAAUAGAAAACUGUCGUUAAGAGGUAACCUGAAUAUGACUGCGCCAAUCAUGUCCAGAUUUGAUUUGUUUUUCGUCAUUUUGGAUGACUGUAACGAGAAAAUCGAUACUGAGCUGGCGUCUCACAUCGUGGACUUGCAUAUGAAGCGCGAUGAUGCUAUACAACCACCUUACACCGCUGAACAAUUGCGUCGGUACAUUAAAUAUGCGAGAACGUUCAAACCUAUACUGACAAAGGAGGCACGUCAAUUUCUAGUAAGCAGAUAUAAGGAGUUGAGAAACGACGAUGCACAAGGGUACAGUAGAUCCAGUUAUAGAAUUACGGUGAGACAAUUAGAGAGUAUGGUUAGAUUAUCGGAAGCUAUAGCAAGGGCAAACUGUGUGGAUGAAAUCACCCCAUCCUUUGUUGCAGAAGCUUACGAUCUGUUAAGACAAAGUAUUAUUCGUGUUGACGUUGAUGAUAUUGAAAUAGAAGAUGAUGGAGAAGAUUUUAUUGAUGGAGACGAAUCGGAAAAAAGGAAGGAACCUCCAACAAAUGCGCCAGAUGAAAGUGCUCACGCGGAAACAGGCACGGUGGCUUCAGCGCCACCUGAUACCGCUCCCCCUCCCAAUGAACAAGAGCAACAUGCGAAACACAAAGUAUCAAUCACAUAUGAAAAAUAUGUUUCUAUGAUGGAUAUGAUUGUUCAUAAAAUCGCUGAUGUUGAAAGAACGCAAGGUAACGAGAUGACGGCCACGGAGAUAGUAGAUUGGUAUUUGCUACAGAAGGAAAACGAUUUGAAUUCUGAAGAUGAGUACUGGCAGGAACGUAAACUAGCAUUCAAAGUAUUGAAACGUCUUGUGAAAGAUAGAAUUCUAAUGGAGAUCCGUGGUACGAGGCAAGACCUGAGCGAAGAGUACAAUGACCAAGACACAGGUCCAGGCGCUGAUGUCAGUAAAGUCGUUUACGUGAUUCAUCCAAAUUGCGAGAUGCUAGACUCGAUAGAGGAACAUCAAGAUGAGGAGGAAAGAGCAACUUGA